AUUUCAGGGCAACGUGGACGGACAAGCGACCUCCGCCGAUUCCCAGCCUCAGACCACCGCUCCAAGUGUUUGGUUUUCCACCGUUUGGGGCACACGCGCCGUCAGGAGGGCGUAUAGGGGAAGAUACGCCUAUUACCCCACCCGGAGUCAAGAUCCCGGUUCUCACCCAAGGGGAGGCAAGUCACGUGAAGGACACGUACGCAUCGAUCGAAACAUCUUUGAGAUUGGGGAGGCAGCCUGGGCGACUUGAUCAGGAGACAAGGCCACCACCUCAAGUCGAGGAGCAAACACUGACCAUCACGAGAAGCGAGAUGCAAGGGAUGAUUGCCGAAGCUGUAGCGGCCCAAAUCAAACAGACACAAGUCGAGAUACCUAGGGUCGAACAACCCAGGAUUGAGCAAGCUAGGGUCGAGCAGCCUCAAAAUGAACAAAAACCCCCUGAACGCGAACAGCAAGCGCAGUCGCACGAAAGGCAGAACAGGAGGGCAGAUGAGGAGGAGUCCUCUGUCAGGACCGUUAAUCCACAAGCAAGAAACGACACCCUGGAGCAGUUGCUAGCUCAGGUGCGAGACUUGCAGGCUCGAGUGGAAGGGAGGAAAACAGGAAGUUCGAGGAGACACCCUUUUUCACAGCAUAUUCUAGACGCCGACUUGCCUCAAGGGUUCAGGGAGCUCAACAUCUGGUAUGAUGGGUCGACUGAUCCCUCUCGACAUCUAAGGAGUUUUGGAAACAUGGCAGUACUGCACCGCUACAAUGAUCCCGUUCAAUGUCGAGCGUUCCUGACGACUCUACGAGACCCAGCGCAGGACUGGUUUCAUCAAUUGCCCACAAGAGCCGUCAGAGACUCUGACGGAUUUAGCUCAAGUUUUUUAAACCAAUUCGCGAGU
Striga hermonthica is the source of this 887-nucleotide messenger RNA. The record is from the annotation of a GenBank genome assembly. Lineage: Eukaryota; Viridiplantae; Streptophyta; Magnoliopsida; Lamiales; Orobanchaceae.